Messenger RNA from Parnassius mnemosyne (clouded apollo), 3135 nucleotides. NCBI's taxonomy places the organism in Eukaryota, Metazoa, Arthropoda, Insecta, Lepidoptera, Papilionidae. The record is from the annotation of a GenBank genome assembly.
AUGGAAAACGCUGGUUUCCAACCGAGUGGUGAGGAGAUAGAGCGCGCGCUCAUGGACCUUGGGCCACUGCUCGGUGUUACAAUUAAAGAGGAAGCACCCGACGAGCUGCCUGAUGGAGCAGCCGGGACCGCUCCUGCUCCCGCACCUAAUCUCAAUGUGGGCAGCGCGGCAGGCGAUGGCGAGGGCGAGGCGGAGGGCGGGGAGGGCGACGGCAAGGCGGAGGGCGAGGGCGCCGACUCACUGGCGUCUCCGCGAGCUGCCCUCGGCGCGCGCUGCGUGCUGUGCCACGUGGCGCUGGCGCACGCCGAGGGCACGCCCAAGCUCAUGGAGUGCCUGCACUCCGCCUGCGAGCCCUGCCUCAAGUCCAAGCUCGACGAAAAGCUCUCCGCCAACCAAGACUUCCUAGGUGCGGCGCGCGUGACGAUCACGUGCCCGGCGUGCCGGCUGCAGUGCCAGCCCGCCAACAUGAUCGACCAGCGCUUCGUGCUUGAGAAGAUGGCCAUGGAGCAGGCCGGCAACAACGGCGGGCUAUCGGGCGAGCAGCAGUGCAACAGCUGCGAGGACACGGAGCCUGCCACCAGCUACUGCGUGGACUGUGCAGAGUUUAUCUGUGACAACUGCGUCAGUGCGCAUCAGAGACUGAAGAUCACGAAGGACCACAGCAUCAAGUCGCGCGAGGAGGCGGUGGCGGAGCUGCAGGCGGCGCAGGCCAGCUCGCGCAGCGCGCACGACAUGUUCUGCCGCGACCACCCGCAGGAGCGGCUGAGCCUUUUCUGCGAGACGUGCGACCGGCUGACGUGCCGCGACUGUCAGCUGCAGCACCACCGCGACCACAAGUACCAGUUCAGCACCGAGAUGGCCGCGCAGGCGCGGGCCAGCAUCUCGGCGCUGCUGUCGGAGGUGAGCUACAAGCGCGUGCUGCUGGGCUCCGCCAUGAAGGUCAUCCGCGACCGCCAGCACCUCAUCGCCGACAAGAAGAAGGCGCUCGUGCACGAGAUCACGCAGACCGUCGUCAAGCUGACGAACGCGAUCAAUACUCGCGGCAAGCAGCUGGUGCUGCGAUUGAACGAGGUGUGCGACGGCAAGCAGCGCACGCUCGCAGAGAAGAAGCAGGCGCUCGAGCAGCUCGCCGCCAUCACCGACCACUGCGUGCGCUUCGUCAACGCCGCGCUCUCACAGGGCAGCGACACGGCCGUGCUGUACAGCAAGCGCGCAGUGUGUGCGCAUCUGCAGCGCAUCAAGAGCCGCCGCGCAGACAUCCCCAACCCCGAGAUACCCGUGCGCAUCAGCCUGGCGCUCGACAAGCUGCCCGACCUGGUGCGAGUCCUGUCAACAAUCGGCGCGAUCGUGGUGGAUGGCAAGGUGGACGGUGGAGCGCAGGGACCCUACCACCCGCCCGCCGCCACUCCACCUGCGCACCAGCAGAACCAGCAGCACCAGCAGCAACAACACCAGCAGCAGCAGAACCAUCAACAGCAACAGAACCAACAGCAGCAACACCUGCAGCAGCUGCAGCAGCAGCGGCCGCCACAGCACCCCACGCCACCUCAGUCUGCCGUCGUGGCGCUGCAGCAAGUCGCCAUGCACCAGUCGUACGUGCAGGCGGCGAGCGGUGCGAUGGGCGGAGCGUUGGGUGGUGCGAUGGGCGGAGCGUUGGGCGGGGCGUUGGGCGGUGCGAUGGGCGGGGCGCUGGCGCGUGGGCGCGCGCACACGCCGCUGCGGCACGCGCACGUCACCUCCACCACGCACCCGCACCACUUGCACGGCAUGAGCGAAAUGAAUCUCCGUGGGCUGCUGAACGCGGGCGGGCAGCGACGAGCGCUGGCACUGCCGCAAGCACAGGCACAGGCACAAGCACAGGCACAAGCACAAGCGCAGGCACAGGCACAGGCGCACGCCAUACACGCCUACCAGCACAUGAUGGGCGCGUACGGGUAUGGCGGCGCGUCGGGCGGGGCGGCGGGCGCGGCGGGCGGCGGCGCGGCGGGCGGCGCGGGCAGCGGGCGCCGCAGCGUGGGGCCGCGCACGCCGUCGCCCGCGCCGCACUACGCGCCGCCGCACGCGCCGCCGCACGCCCCGCCCGCGCCGCACGCGCCGCUCGCUGCCCCGCACGCAGCCAAGUGGCACAUCCCGCAGCACCAGCUCGCCAACGGUUUGUUGGAGGGUGGGGGAGCGGGUGGCGGGGCGGGCGGCGGGGCGUGCGGCGGGGCGGGCGGCGGCGCGGAGUUCAAGAUCACGCUGAGCCGCCAGCACGCGCCGCGCCCGCCGCCGCCCGUCGUCACCUCCACCAACCCCAAGACGCCCAGCCCCAGCCUCAACGGCGGCGUGUCUCUAGAGCUGGACAAGGUGUGCGCGGAGUCGGUGCAGGACCUGAUGGCCACCAUCGCCAAGCUGGACUCGAACGGCGUGCAGGUGGUGGCCGAGUCGCCGUCGCCCGCGCAGCACGUGCACUCCUCCACCGACGCGGACCUGCACGCACACGCACACACCGCCGCCACCGCGCACCCGGGCAAGGCGCUGCCGAGUUCGGGCACGGGCAGCGGCGACCCCAACGAGGACUGGUGCGCCGUGUGCAUGGACGGCGGCGAGCUCAUGUGCUGCGACAAGUGCCCCAAGGUCUUCCACCAGUACUGCCACAUACCCACCAUCGAGAAGCUGCCCGAUGAGACGGAGACAUGGCAGUGCCUGCUGUGCGUGAACUUCGCGGAGCUGCCCCCGGAGAGCGAGGACGAGCUGGUGGGGGGGGCGCUGAGCGCGCGCCAGCAGCGGCUGGUGGAGCGCAUCACGCUGGAGCUGUACUGCCAGUACGAGCUCAGCCUGCCCUUCCGCGAGCCCGUGCCGCACCACAACCUGCACUACCACUCCAAGAUCUCGCGGCCGAUGUGCCUGGACAUGGUGCGCAUGAAGCUGCAGCCGCGCAGCGAGGCGCGCUACUCGCACGUGGCGCAGUUCGUGGCAGACUGCCGCCUGCUCUUCCGCAACGCCUACCACUACAACCCGCCGGAUUCCCAAAUAUACAAGGACGCAAAGAGGCUAGAGGAGUUCUUCGACGCGCAGUUGCUGAAGUGGCUGCCGGAGUACGCCUACUGGAGCGGAGAGGGGGAGCCGCCCGCCAAGAGAGCCCGUCUUGAAUGA